CCUCUCUGUCAUUUGGUCUGGGGCCUGUUGGUGAAGCAGGGAGCCGGAGUUGAACUGAGAGCCGGGGGUUGGUAGCUGGAAACGGCCGCUGAGGCAGCAGCAGCAGCAGCAGCAGCAGCUUCAUCCAUCAGCCGGCUGCCGGAGGUCCGUGUCUGGCUGGGCCCCAGAUGUAAAGCACCCCUGGGCCCCCCAUCCUGAGACCUGAGGCCCCCUAGCCCCUGAUCGGCCCAGAGAACCGGUGUUGCUGUUGACUCUACAUCUUGUCAGGUAUCUCUUCCGGAAGCUGCCACUUCAGUGGAAAGGAUGACUCAGUCCGUACAAGUCACCCCCAAACUGCCAGACCUGGGCUCCCCCUUCCUGUACUGCGGGGGCGGGGCCGGUACUGAGGAGGCGGACCCGGCCGCCUCCUACUCGGUGCAGACCCCCUACGGCUUCCAGCUCGACCUGGACUUCCUGAAGUACGUGGAGGAGAUCGAGAGCGGCCACAACCUGCGCCGGGCCCCCGUGGGCCCCCGCCGGCCCGGGGGCCGCGGGGCCCGGCUCUCCCAGCGGAGCCCCAGCGUGGGCGGGGGCCGCGCCAGCGGCUGGACCUCCACCGAGUCCCUGACGUCCCAGGGCAGCGAGGACGGCCGGGUCCCGCCCCCGCCGCCGCCCCGCAAGCGCCUGGGCUCGGCGCCCUGCGAGGGCCUCGCCGUCUCCCCGCUGACGCUCCUCAGCGGCCCCCCGCUGUCGGCCGGGGCCAGGGCGGCGCCACCGCCGCCGCCACAGCGCAACCCCCGCGUGGAGCGCACCCUGCUGGAGACCAGCCGCCGCCUGCAGCAGGAGCAGAACCACCACGGCCACAACGGCCUGCGGCUGCAGCUCGCCGACCCCCCCAAGCCCGCCGCCGCCGCCGCCGCCGCUGCCGCCGCUGCCGCCGCUGCCGCCGAGGGGCGUCUGCUGCCGCCGCCGGCCCCGGGUUCGACCGCGCCCGGCGGCCUCUGGAGCCGGCCGAGCCCGCAGACGUCCGGGCGCAGCACCCCGGGGCCGGGGGCCCCCAUGACGCCGGUGGCCCCCAGCCAGCUGCAGACGGUCCGGGAGCAGAUGGCCACGGCGCUGAGGCAGCUGAAGGACAUGGAGGAGAGGGUGAAGGGGGUGCCGGCGCUGGAGAGGGAGCUGGCCAAGCUCCGCGCCGAGAAGGAGAUGCUCCUGCUGGCGCUGCAGGAGAAGAGGGAGGCGGAGGGGAGGAGGGAGGAGGAGGGGAGGAGGGAGGAGGAGGAGAGGAGGGAGGUAGAGAGGAGGAGGGAGGAGGAGGGGAGGAGAGAGGAGGAGGAGAGGAGGGAGGUAGAGAGAAGGAGGGAGGAGGAGCUGAGGAAGGAGGCGGAGGGAAGGAGGAGGCAACACACAGAGAGCUCCACUCAGACCACGGAGCCUCCCCAGAGCUCGGCCCAGCCCAAGGCCGUGCGGCUGGGGUCCCCGCCGGCCUCCCCCGGCCGCCUCGGCCCCGGGCGGUCCGAGGAGCUCCGGAAGCUCACGGCCCGGUUCGAGGCGAAACAGGAGAAGCUGCCCGAGCGCCAGGAGAAAGCCGUCCCGAAGCUCCCCGAGAAGGUCCCGGUGCCGUCGGAGCGGAGGUCGGUGGCGUCCGGGGGGGACGAGCCGAUGGACUCUGCGGUGUUCUACCACAGCCUGGGGAGGAGGGACGCGUGCGAGGGGGCGGAGGUCGCCGUGCGCGACCAGACCACGGCGACGGAGGCGCCGGCCGCCGGCCGCGAGGAGGGCACCCAGACCGGGGCGCCGGCGACGCAGGACGCCGGCGUCUGGGUGAUGGAGUCCCUCCUGGGGGUGACCAGCGAGGCCCAGCGCGAGACGGACACCCUGCAGGACACCAUCAAGUUCCAGCAGGAGUCCAUGGCGGCGCUGGAGCUCCGGCUGAGCUCGGCCGACGCGGACCUGGGCGCGCUGAGGGCCCGGGCCCUGGAGCGGGAGAACAGGGUCACGCUGGAGAAAGGGGUCCAGGCCGCGCCCGGCAGCGCGCACGUCGCCGUGGGGACCACGCCCUCGGACCCGCGGCACGUCGGGGUCACGUGCCGUCCGGAGGUGGUCAGCGUGGGCGUCGGCGGGGAUCGUACCGCCGACCCGGUCGAGAGAGGCACACAGACGGACGUUGAGGCGGCGGUGGUGGAGCCGGCGGCGGUGGCGGCGGCGGCGGAGCCGGUCGUCGUUGCCGAUGCGGCGUGCCAGUGGGAGAGGUUACCGGAGGAGAAGGAGAAGGAGGAGGAGGAGGAGGAGGAGGAGGAGGAAGAGGAGGACGUGGUGGUGGUGGAGGUGGCGCUGAUGGAGCCAAGGGCCGCGGCGACGGUGCUGAAGAAGCGUCAGCUGACCAUCGCCGAGUACCAGAUCACGCCGGACGAGGAGAUGGUGAGCGCCGCGGAGAAGGCCGGCGGGGAGCAGCGGGAGGAGGGCGCGCCCGCCCGGCCCAAGACAGGACUCCUGAAGUCCAUCAUGAAGAGGAAGGAUGGGACUACCACAGGCAACGCCGGCAAGAAGAGCCUGCAAUUUGUCGGCAUCCUCAACGGAGGGUAUGAGUCUACAUCUAGCGAAGAGGAGGCGGAAGACGAGGAAGAAGAGGAGGAGGAUGAGGAGGGGAGCUCCUCCGCGGAGAGCGGCGAGGGCGAGUGCUCGGACAGCGAUGAGGAGGACGAGGCGGCGCUGGAGGAGGAGACGUCCGACGAGGAGCGCAACGUCAACGUGGACGAGAGCGACACGGACGAGGAGACCCUGAGGGCCGCCCACCGGGACGACUCGCAGAUCGUCAAAGAAAAGUUCGAGCUAAGUUCUAAGAUGCGAGAGGCGUGUCUUAUCCUGAAGAACCACCUGAAAGAUGACAUCACCGCCCUGAAGACCAAGGAAGUGCUGUCCAGCACGCACUCGGUGCAGCUGGAGUGGUUCCGGGUGUCCAGCGCCAAGACGGCGCAGCCCGCGCGGGUCUCCGACUACCUGAUGGCGUUCACGGAGGUGUCGGCGGCGCUGCUGGAGACGGUGGUGAACAUGACGGACGGGAACGGCAACACGGCGCUGCACUACAGCGUGUCCCACUCCAACUUCGGCGUGGUGGGGCUGCUGCUGGACACGGGUGUGUGCUGCGUGGACAAGCAGAACAAGGCGGGCUACACGGCUAUCAUGCUAGCAGCGCUAUCCGCGGUCAAGGAGGAGGACGACAUGGCGGUGGUCAAGAAGCUCUUCAGCCUGGGGAACGUCAACGCCAAGGCCAGCCAGGCGGGCCAGACGGCGCUGAUGCUGGCGGUGAGUCACGGGCGUGAGGAGAUGGUGCGGGCGCUGCUGGACUGCGGCGUGGACGUCAACGUCCAGGACGACGAGGGAUCCACCGCCCUGAUGUGCGCCAGCGAGCACGGCCGCUCGGAGAUCGUCUCCCUGCUCCUGGACCAGCCCGGCUGCGACAUCUCCAUCGUGGACCACGUGAGUCCGGGGUCGACUCGCUGCCCUGGGGGGGGGGGGGGGGGGGGUCAGGGGUCGAGAUGACUGGCAGGGAGACGCCGUGUUUAGCAAUGAGUCAAUUGUACCUCAAAUAUAUAAACCAGUCCUGAGAUUAAUGUUAUAAGCACAGAGUGACAAAACAUUUGGAGGCCAAUGUGUGAAAGCUCUCAUGAUCAGGGUUCAUAACAAAGUGUCUUGUUUAUGUUCCGCCCAUAGACUGCAAGCUGACUCAGGGGAUGACAUAAUGUAGAAAGGCUUUACUCCUCCUGAAAGAACAAAUGAGGUACACAUCCUUGAGUCGGCUGAUCCUCAGUGGCUUCACUGGAUCAGAUGUUUAACCGACAACUUACGCCAAUUGGGCUGAUACAAAUGGCAAACAACGCAAGACAGUAAGAAGCAGGCUUUUACGAGAUAUUUCCAUCAAAAUUCAAUAGGCUCAUUUUACCUUUACUUUAGUCGUUGUCUUUUGUUUUAUCGGUUUAAAUGUAACAGUUAAGAGAAUGACGGUUAGUGCCAGAGACUGCACAGAUGAUGAGCAGCCCCCACAAAUGCAAACGUACAAACCACCCAGACACAUUAAGUCCUAACGAGCACAGCAGAACUCCUCUAGGGAGGCAGGUGAGUCUUUGAUUCAGCCAUGGAGCAUUUCCUCGGUAUUUCAGUCUGGGAAUCCACUUGGGUUGCGUUGAGGAAAAGGUUCCAGGAUAGUAGGCUGCUCCUGAGGGUUGCUAUGGGAGAGAUGGUGCACACUCCUUUCCUCAAACUUUCCAUCGCCUACUAAUUUCCCUGCUUUCUUUGGUCCUUGUAUAAGUAGCACAUAGAUGCAGAUACACACACACAUACACACACACACUCAUAGACACACACUCAGGACACACACACAUACAUGCAUGCACACACAAACACGCACACACGCACACACGCACACACACACACACACACACAC
Molecule: messenger RNA, 4420 nt
Organism: Gadus macrocephalus (Pacific cod)
Lineage: Eukaryota; Metazoa; Chordata; Actinopteri; Gadiformes; Gadidae
Gene: kank3
Product: KN motif and ankyrin repeat domains 3
Exons: 9
Coding region: 304-3519 (1071 amino acids)
Biological process (GO): negative regulation of actin filament polymerization
Cellular component (GO): cytoskeleton; cytoplasm
Molecular function (GO): protein binding
Source: RefSeq, a predicted model, not a curated record